Messenger RNA from Paramecium tetraurelia, 2589 nucleotides. RefSeq lists its product as uncharacterized. The transcript has 5 exons. Gene Ontology annotation, molecular function: metal ion binding. Lineage: Eukaryota; Ciliophora; Oligohymenophorea; Peniculida; Parameciidae. The record is from RefSeq and is a predicted model, not a curated record.
AUGUUGGAAAAGAUUGGUUCUAAAUUCACUUAUAAAACAUUUGUUGGAAGUUCAACUAACAAAAAUGAGGUUUGUGAAUUAUGCAACUAAACUUUCGAUUGGAAACACAAAUAACAUCAAUGCAAAAGAUGUCUUAGAUAUGUGUGUUACAACUGUGCUCCUGAUAAGGCAAUUAUUGCAUCUCAUGAUUUAAAAACUCCUCAUAGAAUUUGUAAGAAUUGCAAAGAUGAUUCAAAGCAUUAAACAUAGUAGAUGGAAGUAGAAAAAUGCAAGUUUGGACAUUUGUCUGGAAUUGGAAAAAGGUGGGCAUAUCUGGCUCAGGGAGAUGACUUUGCAAUAGAUAAGGCAUAAGAAGAAUAUUAAAAAUCUUUAUCUUAAAUUUUGAAAAAUGCUAGCAACGAAACAAAAAAUUAAAUUUAAACCAAUCUUCAGAGAUAUUUUAAAGAGAAUAAAAAAACCUUAAACUAUUCUCUAUAUGAAUGGAACUAUAAAAUGUGUGUAGGAGAAUAGGAAAUUUCAUUAUUGACAAAGAUAUCAAAUGUCUUGCAUUGUUUCUUUUAAACAAACCCUAUUAAAUUAACUAGAAAUCUGGUCUUUAUAACUACCUACAUCUUGUAUUUUUGCGAUGAGGCCAUCUGCUUAUUACUAUUAUUGUUUUUACAUCAAAAGGUACUACCUUCAAGAUUUCAAUACCAUAAAUUGGAUGUCGAAGAAAACAAGCCUAUUGAUUAAGAAGUCAAAUUUUUAUUAGAUUGUAUAACAGAAUAAUCGAAUUCUAAAAUCGAUUCUUUAUUGAGAUCUAAAUUAAAAGUAUUUUUGGAUACUUAUUCAUCUGAUAUCCUUACAACUCUUAUGUUUAAUCACAUAGAAUUCUAUGUUGGAUAUUUUCUCUUUAAUCAAUUGCUCAUCAAUAGAGAAUUUUCUAUUUACGAGAAAUUCUUAGCUAAUAUCUGUUUGGAAUUACAGAAGGUCAUUGCAGAGGUACAAAUAGAUGAAAUUCCACACUAAAUUAUGAAGAACAUUUAAUUGGAGUAAUUAACGACUUUCUUAUAAAUGGAAGAUACGCAAAAAAGAAAAUACAGGACUAGUUUGACAAGCAAGGAGUAACUACCACAAUAAUCUUCAAAUAUUAUCACAUAAUAAUAAUCAUAGGUGAAGAAAGAGGAAUAAUAACAACAAAGAUAAUCAAGCUGUGAUAAUGCACUACAAUAUUUAUUGGAUUCAUUUAUAGGAUUCUUAAAAGAUAAUUAACAUUCUAAAAUAGAGUAUAUGAUACAGAACGAAAAGUACGAUAGCAAUAAGAAUUAAAUUAAGGAGUUAUAUUAAGCAAUCAAAAGGCAAAAUGAAGAAUUGUCAGGCUUAAGAAAUUCAAUCAGUUAUGCAAAAUAGGAUCAAGAUUUAGAAUAUGAUGCUAAUAAUUCAAGGAUAAGUAGAAGUUCAGUGAAAUUAGAUGAUCCUGAAAGAACAUUUUUUCAAAGAGAAUUAUAAGAAAAAUCUAAUUUGAUAAAGGAGUUAGAAGAAAAAGUCUCAUAAUAAAAAGAGUUAAUUCAAAGAUAUAUUGAUUAACAAUAAUAAAGUGAAAUGGAUAAUUAUAACACUGUUAGUAGUUUAAAAGCUUAAUUAUCAAAUAACAAUUAGAUGACAGCAGACAACAAAGAAAUCUAAACUAAGGCUUUUGAAUAGAAAGAGGAGAAUUAUAGAAAUCAAAUUUCUAAUUUACACUCAGAAAUAAGUGGGUUAAAAUUUGAGAUAAACAAUUUAUAAAUCCAAUUACAGUAAAAUUAAAAAAACAAAACUGAAUUCGAAAACUAGUUGAAGGAGAAAAUAAAUAGUGAAUAUGAAUAAGAAGUAUAUCGACUAACAGAAGAUAGGGUUUCAUUAUUAAAAAAAACUUCAUUUUUACAAUAAUAAAAUUCCUUCUUUACUGUAAAACUCGAAGAGAAAGAAUAAGAAACAUAAGAGUUAAAGAAAUAGCUUGAAGAGUAAAAAAAAAAUACAGAAGAAAUGAGAUUGCUGUAUGCCAAAUAAAAUGAACAAUCAGAUAAAUUAAAUAAGCAUAUAGAUGAUUUAAAUGUUCAAAUUUUAGGUUUGAAAAGAAAAGAAUUUGAUUAAAAUAACAAUUAAACUAAUGCUUAAACUCAUAAUUAAACUAGUAUUAACAAAGAAUUAUAAGAAAACAAUAUUUAAAUUAGAAAUAAUCUUUUGCAUAAGGAGAAAGAAUUAUUUAAUUUAAAACAGAAGUUUGUAGAAGUGAAUCAAUUAAAAAUUGAGUACUUUGAUUAGAUGUAGAGUUAUGAGCGAAUUAAUAAAGAAAUUAAUCAAAGUCUUAAAUAAUAUGAGGGAUAGGAAAUUCAUUAAUUAAAGUCUUUUUAUGAAGAAAAGAUCUCAUUACUAGAAUCAACUCAUGAAGAAUAAAUGAAUCGAUUGUUAUCAUAAUUUUAAUAAAAUCAACCAUACUAAUUGGAGUAACAAACUACAAAUCAGCACUAAUAUUUUAAAGAAAGUUAACCUAAUUAAGAAAAGCAAAUUAUUGAUGAACAAUAAUAAGAAUAAAGUGUUACAUAAACUGAUGAUUGCACAAUAUUCUGA